Messenger RNA from Oncorhynchus kisutch (coho salmon), 5663 nucleotides. Its product is annotated as sorting nexin-13. Gene Ontology annotation, molecular function: phosphatidylinositol binding. The record is from RefSeq and is a predicted model, not a curated record. The transcript has 26 exons. Gene Ontology annotation, cellular component: early endosome. Lineage: Eukaryota; Metazoa; Chordata; Actinopteri; Salmoniformes; Salmonidae. Bases 121 to 3096 code for a protein of 991 amino acids.
CAAAAGACACUGCAGCAUUCAUCUCCUCUACUCAUCACCCGUCCUAUCAGGUUAGACACACACACACACACACACACACGGUUAAUAUGAGAGAACGUUUGGGACCUGUGCAGUGAAAGUAUGGAUGACGACCUGGUGAGUGUGGCCUACCUCCCUGGAGCUGGCAGAAGAGCCUGGGACUAUAUUAGUCUCUACCCCUGCCUGCUGUGUGACCCUGCUGGGGCACUGCCCAUCUGGAGAGAGGCCAGUCUGUCUGUGUGGGGAUGGGGGGGUCUAGGAGUGGUGCUGUUCCUCAUUACUUUUGGACCCUUCGCUGUCUUCUACCUAGCCUUCUAUAUCUUCUGCUUCGUAGGAGGUGGUUUUGCGGUCACUCUGUUGUUUGGGAAAACCAACUCAGAGAGACAUCUAGAGAGGUGUGAACACUCCUAUCUUCCGGCCACACAAACGGGUAUACUGAAGACAUUGGAGGAGAUGAGACUGGAGCCGAAGCCUAUACAGAUAGACAGGAGACUGACUGGCUCCAACUACAUAGACGAGCCUCUUCAACAGGUCAUCCAGUUUGCUUUGAGAGAUUAUAUCCAGUACUGGUAUUACACUCUGAGUGAGGAUGAUUCUUUUCUGCUGGAAAUCAGACAGACGGUCCAGAAUGCUCUGGUACAGUUCUCCACACGGUCUAAAGAGGUGGACUGGCAGCCUUAUUUGACCACCAGACUGGUGGAUGACUUUGCUACUCACCUUCGAGUCUUCAGAAAGGCCCAAGACAGACUGGAGGACAGUAAACAGAGGGACUUGUCGGAGGAGAUGGUGGAGUCAUUCUUUGAGGCGGAGGUGGAGAUGGAGAGGAACAUCUGUAGAGACGUGGUCUGUACCUCCCUGAAGGAUGAAGAAGGGUUCCUGAGGGAUCUGUGUGAGGUGCUGCUCUACCUGUUACUACCUCCUGGAGACUUCCACAACAAGAACAUGAGAUACUUCCUCAGGGAGAUUCUGGCGCGAGGCGUUCUCCUUCCCCUGGUCAACCAGCUGAGUGAUCCUGAUUACAUCAACCAGUUUGUUAUCUGGAUGAUCCGGGACUCGAGCUGUAACUACGAGGCUUUUAUGAACAUCUUGAAGCUGACAGACAGAGUGUCUGAACUGGAGGCUGUUAAAGACAAGGCCCUGGAGGAACUACAGUACCUACGAUCACUGGACACCGCAGGAGACGAUAUCAAUGUAAUAAAGAACCAGAUCAACAGUCUGAUGUUUGUGAAGAAGGUCUGUGAGACCAGGAUACAGAGGCUACAGUCUGGGAAGGAGGUGGAUGCUCUGAAACUAGCGGCAAACUUAGGCAAGCUGUGCAUCAUACCCCUGGAGCACAUUCUGGUACACAACAUCGCCCUGCAGUUCUUUAUGGACUACAUGCUGGUGGCUGGGGCCCAGGCAGAGCUGUUCUUCUGGCUGACAGUGGAGGGCUACAGAGUAACAGCCCAGCAACAACUAGAGGUGAUGGAGGGAUGGCAGAAGGAUGGAAGGAAGGGAGGAGACACGAAAGGACUGCUGAAGGCUGCAGCACUAGGGGUGUAUGAACAGUACUUAUCUGAUAAGGCGUCCCCCAGGGUGCAGGUAGAUGAGGCGUCUGUUCUCCAACUGGGAGAGAAGCUGCAGAAGGACAGCGACCCCACGCCAGAGAUAUUCGACGACAUCCAGACCAAGGUAUAUGACAUGAUGCUUCGUGAUGAGAGGUUCUACCCGUCGUUCAGACAGAGUCCUCUCUACAUCAGGAUGUUAGCUGAGCUGGACAUGCUCAAAGAACCCUCCUAUAGAGGAUCAGAUGACGGAGACGGAGAAUCGUUCAAUGGUUCUCCAACAGGAAGCAUUAAUCUGUCUCUGGAUGACCUGUCGAACUCCUGCCAUGAUGACAAUAUACAGCUACACGCCUUCAUCUCUGAUACAGGGGUGUGUAACGACCACGGCAAGACCUACGCCCUCUACGCCAUCACUGUGUUGCGCCGUAACCACGACGGCAGCGAAGACUCCUGGAAGACCUACCGACGCUACUCUGACUUCCACGAUUUCCACAUGAGGAUCACGGAGCAGGUGAAGUUUGAGAAUUUGACGGCGAUCCUGAAGCUGCCGGGGAAGAAGACGUUCAACAACAUGGACAGAGACUUCCUGGAGAGGAGGAAAAAGGACCUGAACUCGUACCUACAGCUGCUGCUGAAUCCAGAGAUGAUGAAGGCCUGUCCUACUCUGGUUCACUACGUCUACGACUUCCUGGAGAAUAAACAGUACAGCAAGGGGAAGGGAGAUUUCGCUCGCAAGAUGGAUACGUUUGUGAACCCACUGCGUAGCUCGAUGCGUAACGUGUCCAACGCUGUGAAGGGCCUGCCAGACAGUCUGGCUGGAGGGAUGAACAAGGCUGCUGACAACAUGGGACGCAUGUCAGAGAAACUGGGACAGGACAUAAAACAGGCCGUGUUCAAGGUGCCUCCAAUGCUCCCCAAGUCUGACUUUGACCCAGAGCACUGCCGAGUCUCGGCCCAGCUGGACGACAACGUAGAUGAUAACAUCCCCCUGCGUGUGAUGCUGCUGUUGAUGGAUGAGGUGUUUGACCUGAAGGAGAGGAACCAGUGGCUCCGCAGGAACAUCAAGAACCUUCUGCAGCAACUCAUCAGAGCCACAUACGGAGACACUAUCAACAGGAAGAUCGUGGAUCAUGUGGACUUCAUGACAGCUCCAGAACAGGUGGCCGACUACGUCAAGAAGUUCCGGGAUUCGUACUGGCCCAACGGAAUCCUGGCCGAGUCUCCACCACGCAGGGACAAGAACAUCCGCAUGAGGACGAGGGUCGCGGCCAAGACCAACCUAUUGGGAAUCAUGCCAGAUGAGUUGAAGCACAUCAUCGGGGCGGAUACGACUCGUAAGGGAAUCCUGCGUGUGUUUGACAUGUUCCAACACGGACCAAUGAAUCGUCGGCUGGUCUACGUGCUCCUAGAAGGCUUCCUGGAGACCAUGUUCCCUCACUACAAGUUCCCUGAGCUGUUUGUUAAACUCCACUCUCGCUCGCCGCGCACAGCCAGAUACACACAGAAAGGCAAGAGCACCUUCCCGAAGAGGUGACAGGAGACUGGAAGUGGGCAGGGUUACCGGGUGACACACGGUGUAAGAAAAAAGAGGGAGGAGAGUUGUGGGGAGGGUGUGUGCUGUUGAGAAGAGGUUAACGUGUGUGUGUGUGUGUGUUCUGCCCUCGUUUUGAAGGGAUUGUUGGGACCAUCCUAGUUGUUAACUCUGCCCUGCUCUCCACUUCCCCUACGUGCCUCACAAACACACUCCUGUAGCGUGGAUGAACUGAUUUGGGUUUGACUUGUUUUAUGCUAACUGGCACAGACUGGCACAGACUGGCACAGCUGCUCUGAUGAGAGCUGCUCUGAUAUGCCCAGCAGGUGAUCUCACUGCCUGAUACCAGGCCACGGAUACAGAAAUACAUGUACCGGUAUAGAAAUAGAUUGAUAGGGGAUGCCAUGGUUUGUGAGACAGAAAGCAUCAACCACAUCCGGUUCUGCAAUCUGUUUUUGUUGGCUUUUUUGGGGUUUUGUUUUUGUCAAUGUGACAUCAUCAUCCUGUCAUAAUCCUCUAGAACACGAGGAGGCUGAGUUUGAUCUAUAGUCCACUCCCCCUUUUUAAUGCGCCUGUCAGUAGCCAUGACAACCACAGCUCCAACUGUUUUUGUUUGUUUGUUUACGGGGAUGAUGGACAGCUCUACUGUGCUUCAUGUUAAUCAUGUGGGAAGCGGAAUGAACAGCUCCCCUGCCGGUGAGGCCUGGGUAAAUGUGAAAUGGCCCGUUCUAAUGGACUGACACAGUCUCAUAGUAAUCCACUACAUUUUGGAAUGAGACAGAAUGAAAUGACAAGCCAGACUGUGAAUGUUGCUGUCUGUAGAGUAGAAUGUACUCACUGGGCGUGUGUGUGUGUGUGUGUGUGUUUGAGAGUGUGUGUGUGUGUGUGUGUGUGUGUUUGAGAGUGUGUGUGUUUGAGAGUGCGUGUGUGUGUGGCAGUAAGAUGCAGCCCUCCCCAGUCAGACACUGUGCCAGUGUGGGGCCCAUGCUGUAGUAUCGUACCACUAAGUAACAAAGAGAAAACACACUGAUAUCCCUGCUAUAUCACACUUUCAUUCAGAGAAAAUGUCAUUUUGUGCAAUAUUUUUAUUUGACGCCUGAGUUUUUGAAUAAUUGUAUAAAAAUGGAAAAGUAUACCGUUUUGGAAAAAUUGUAGAAAAGGUGAAAGAAUUCUUCCCCCCUUCCCAAAGAAAUUCUAACCCUACAUUCCGUUGUAAAAAAAAAAAAAAUCAACAUUUAAUUGCAGACUCGUUUUAUACGUCUUUUUUAAUUUAAAUUUUACUCCUGAUGAAUGUGGUUUCCAUGCCGAUGUGUCAGCAAGAGUGAUCUAGCCAGUCGAGCUAAAGCCUCUGGAUAGAAAGCUAUAGUUCAUUGGUCUAGAGAUAUGGUGGAAGGGCUUAUUAUGCAUAUGAACCUGUUGAUUGGAGAGUGAACAGAAAUUAUUCACUGUUGUAAGAACCAAUGACAGGAGAGACUUUGGGUCAUCUGUCCAAUCAAAUCGCAGGAAAGCCAUGUUUCUGUAGAAUCACUGCUAAAUAACGCUUAGUACCGGAGUUCUUUCAUUCGCCGAACAGAGCUCCAUUCCACUGCUGCCAUUGGAUGGAACUGUCCCUCUGCUGUGAUUGGCUGGCACUGAACAGCUCUAGACUGUGAUUGGCAGUGUGAGGACAUUAAUUCUGAGCUGUGUGACUUUUAAAAGGAAGUGGAUAUUUGUCCGCGGACAGGAGAAGUGACAAGUGGAACCCCACAGGCCCCGCGUCAACAUUUUCCUGCGUUGUAUUAAUCAAUAAAUGAACGGGGCACAGAAUCUAGCAGAGGAACACAAUAUGAGACAACACUGCAAGCAUCAUGUACAUUUGAAUGAAGCGUUGCUAUGAAAAGCCGGGAUCUCCUAGUACAUUAUGAAUCUAUGAUAAUGAACCAUCUGCAUAUCUGUGUACAGUAUGUGUCUAUAGUGUGCCUAAAUGUUCCGUCAACUCUAUUUUCAUAUUGUUCAUUAACAAAAGAUGAGGAUCAAAAAGAAUGUCAUGGUCAUUUUAGACUGAAGAGAACUCUAAAGACUCUGGAGCCAGAGAACUCUAAAGACUCUGGAGCCAGAGAACUCUAAAGACUCUGGAGCCAGAGAACUCUAAAGACUCUGGAGCCAGAGAACUCUCAAGACUCUGGAGCCAGAGAACUCUCAAGACUCUGGAGCCAGAGAACUCUCAAGACUCUGGAGCCAGAGAACUCUCAUGACUCUGGAGCCAGAGAACUCUCAAGACUCUGGAACCAGGGGUAGGUUCUAGAAGCUGGGGUGAUCAACCCUCCUCCUGGAGAACUUUUUCUCCAACCCUGCUCUAUUCUAACACACCCAAUUUAACCAAUCAAGGUGUUGAGGAGGAGCAGCAGCUGUUUAGCAGGACCAGGUGUGUUAGAGCAGAAUCCUGCUCAGGAUGGGUAGCUCUCCAGGAGCACAGUUGGAGACUCCUGUUCUGGGGUCCUUUUUUUUUGCAUCAUGCUUAUCAAACUAUUCCUUUGGAAACGCUGAACUCAGAUCAGUAUAACACUAAUAAUAAAAUGGUAACUGACCAC